Betta splendens (Siamese fighting fish) is the source of this 4137-nucleotide messenger RNA. It is a transcript of the gene cdhr2, whose product is annotated as cadherin related family member 2. The record is from RefSeq and is a predicted model, not a curated record. Gene Ontology annotation, biological process: homophilic cell-cell adhesion. Bases 411 to 4118 code for a protein of 1235 amino acids. The transcript has 32 exons. Lineage: Eukaryota; Metazoa; Chordata; Actinopteri; Anabantiformes; Osphronemidae. Gene Ontology annotation, cellular component: plasma membrane. Gene Ontology annotation, molecular function: cell adhesion molecule binding; calcium ion binding.
GGCGGUCGUCACACGGAGCCUGCCUCUCAUCACUAACCAGGCCGUCACGGCGACAGUGGAGUCAUGUGUGGGAGAAAAACCAUAGCUGCUCCUGCAUGGUUUAUGUCUUUGACUAUUCAGUUUUAGGAAGAUGUCCUUGCCUGCUUUUGCUCUGUGAGGGGAAGGAGCCAAAGGUCUCAUCUGGACGUUCGUAACUGCGAAGCUUCCCUGUGAGUGUCAUCCGACAUGGAGGGUCUCACAGGAAGUCUGCUGCUGUUGUGCCUUAUCAGCUUAACUAAUGGGUGCAAUACUGUGCUUCCACAGCAAAUACUGGUCCAGUCAUCACCAAACCGGUGUACAACGUGUGUGAAGACACUCCCAUAGGCGCACUGGCAUUUACGAUAGAGGCAAAUGACCCAGAUGGUGACCCAAUGACUUUUUCACUCACUGGUGACAAUCGCGCUUACUUCAAUGUAAUUAGCUCCACUGGGCAGGUGACAGUCAGUAAGCAGCUAAACAGAGAGACUGACGAGGUAAUGGACCUUGGCGUAAUUGUUUCUGACGGCCCCAAUGAUACACCUGGACAGUUAACUAUAAUCCUGUUAGAUGCCAACGACAACAAACCCGUAUUUGAGCCCGCUUCCUAUGAUGUUAAUGUUCUGGAAAACACUGCUGUGGGUGCGACUCUGUUCACGGCACAAGCCACAGAUGACGACACGUCACUCGCUCGUGUGAUUAAGUACAACAUUGACCAAGUAAUUCCCAGUGCUGGGUCCAACCUGUUUACCAUUGGAAGCAACACAGGUGAAGUCAAAUUAAAUGGGAAUCUGAAUUAUAAUAACCUGGGAAAUUCCUACCGACUGAAGAUUAAUGCAACUGAUGGUGGAGGCAAGUGUUAUUAUGAUGAAAUCAAGUACAACUCAGCUGUGGCUUUUUCUAUUGUUACUGUUGUGGACGUGCCGGACAUGGACCCAAAGUUCACCAACGAUAAAUACACAGGAAAAGUGGAGGAGAAUUCUCCCUUAGGCCAGUCUGUUUCUGAAGUCAGCGCCUUCGACCAGGACACAGGUGUUAAUGAUCCCAUCACCUAUAGCAUUGAAAGUUCAACGGUAGAAGGCCUGUUUACAAUCUCAAGUGAGAGUGGCGUCAUAUCUGUAGCAGCAGCCAUAGACAGAGAAGUUAUUGGGGAUAAUGUUACCCUGGUUGUAAAGGCCACUGAAACCAACGUGGACGUCACGGGGGUCAGAGCCAGCGCCACCGCCACCGUGCUGAUCGACAUCAUCGACGUCAACGACAACCCCCCGGAGUUUUACAAAUGUGACGACUCCUGUGUGAAGGCCAGCGACUUCGCGGUAGAAGUCCCGGAGCAGCUCCCUGGGAUUAUUUCCCUCGGCAUGACUGUCAUAGAUCUGGACAAGAUCGCUGGCACCAAUCUAAUCCUGGAGGGAGAGUACAAGAAUGUCUUCUCUGUGGAGCCUUCCACGAUUGCAGUGUCCAGGAGCAUUGUUCAGCUCCUGAUAAAGCAGCCACAAAUACUGGACUAUGAAAAAAUCCAGCAAAUGAUAUUACAAGUCAUUGCUAUAGAUCAAGGGAACGCAAGGUACCGCUCCACUGCUACAGUUACUAUAAACAUCAAAGACACUAACGACAACAGCCCCAUUUUUCCAAUGGACACAUAUAGGUUGAAGGUGGCUGAGCACUCGCCUGAAGGGACAGUAUUGGCCACCAUCACUGCAGAGGAUCCUGACACGAUGGAUCAAGACCAGCUCGUCUACACUCUUCUUCCAGAAAGCAUAAAACAGUAUUUUGACGUGGAGCCGCAGUCGGGCACAGUUUACGUCAAAAACCCAGAUCUGUUGGAUCGUGAGAUCAGGUCUCUGUAUUCGGCAACGCUGCAGGCCAAAGACACCGACGGGAAGCCCGGGACCACAGUGCUGGAGAUCACCCUGACCGACAUCAAUGACCAGCGUCCCGUCUUUAACAGAGACCCCUACCAGUUCUUUGUGAAGGAGGGUGAACGGCUUACAGAAACUAUACAGGCUACAGACGCUGACGAUCCCGAGACAGAUAACAGCAAAAUCGUGUAUGGAGUCCUGCCGGGCAAGUACAGCAAUAACUUCACCAUCGACCCCGACACAGGGGUGUUGACCAACUCAGGGGAACUGGACCGUGAGGCUCUGAACCCAGAUCUGAACGGGAGGGUUGAGCUGGAGAUAACUGCAACUGACAAGGGCACCCCCCCGCUGGACUCUGUAGUCACAGUUAUUAUCACCAUAGAGGAUAUUAAUGACAACACACCACAGUUUAACGCCUCCGUUUACAAAUUUCGGGUUAAAGAAGCAGAAAAAGGUGCAUACGUGGGUUCUGUUUACGCCCAGGAUCUGGACCAAAUGCCAGAGUUCAACCGAAUUUCUUUUAACAUCGAGGCGAGUUUCGGCCUCUUCGCCAUCCGCUCGUCUUCAGUGAAUGGAGUUUACCAGGGAACCAUCACCGUAGACCGGGACAUCGCGCUGGACUAUGAGGGCGGCCACGAGAGCUUCACACUCCUGGUAGAGGCCGAUGAUCUGGAGAGGAAGUCCGAGGCGACCGUGGAGGUGGAGGUGGUCGACGUGAACGACGAGAGGCCCGAGUUCCUGCCGUCGAAGCCCGUGACUGUGAAGGAGAACACCACCGUCACUGAUGUGAUCGGGGCUUUCAUAGGGCACGACAAAGACGGAAGCCACUCGCUGGUGUACCAGCAGGAGUCCAUCAAAUGCAGGUGCAACGGCUCCUUGACCGACUGCGACUGGUUCAUCCUCAGUUCAACAGGGGAGGUCGCCGUCAAUCCAGACGUCAUCGUGGACUACGAGGAGUGUGACCAGGCGGUGGUGGAGGCGUGGGUGGUGGAUGUGGCCACAGAGAAAGGAUCCAACAUUAGUGCCUCAACAGGAAACAUGGUGAUCAACAUUGAAGACAUCAACGACAAUCCUCCAGAGUUCAUCCCCUCGAACGCUGUGCUCGUGGUGGUGUCAGAAGGCGCAAGCAAAGGAACCUCGGUCGCAACAGUCGCUGCUACGGAUCGAGACUCUGGUAUAAAUGCACAGAUUGACUUUAAGGUAGCAGACGUCAAAUUCAUGGACACCAACAAUCAAAUAAGCAACAUGAGGGAUCUGUUUGAGGCCGUCACCACACAGCAGAAGGACAUUUAUGUUGGAAUCAUCCAAACCACGGAGAAGCUUGACCUGACUCUGAAAGGGAAGUAUCUGGUCACAGUAGCUGCAUCUGAUGCCGGCGGUCUGUCCAGGAGCAUCGUGCUGGAGAUUUUUACCGUUGAUGAAUCAUAUAAGGUUGAACUUCAGUUUACAAAAACUGUAGAGGAGGUGAAAAGAAAUCAAGCAGAAAUCGAAAGGAUGCUCAAAACGGCCACCAGAGCUGACGUGAUCGUUGUCUCCAUCAGUCCUGACUCUGCUCAAGCGUCAAGGAAUACAGCCACCACCCUCAUGGUGACGUACUUCGUUUAUCCCAACGGGACGGCUCUUACCUCUAUUGAACUGGAGAAGAUCCUGUCUGAUAGUGACUAUUACCUCAGCCUGUUAGAACUCGGCCUCAGCAACGUUGGGAAGGUUCCUACAGUAGAUACGCCCGUAGACACCGUGAAGUACGUCCUGCUGGGGAUCGUGGCCGGUCUCGUCGUCGUGCUGGCAAUCCUCCUCACGUCACUGAUGUGCAGCCGCAGAAGCUACAAGAGGAAGCUGAAAGCAGCCAAAGCCAUGAACACUGCAUCCAUGAUGGGCUCUGACAACCAGAAAAGUGGUGCCGUGGUCCCUGGAACCAACAAGUACACAAUGGAGGGCGCUAAUCCCGUGCUCAACCUCAACAUCGACUCAGCCAUGGUGCUGGACGAGGACGACUCGGACGGCGACAAAGUCAGCCUCAACUCCCUGGACUACAGCGAAGACAUGAACACCUAUGAAAAGGACACGAGCCCUAUUAUGAAGAUUAUUCGGGAGGAGGAUGAGGAUGAGGAUGAAGAUGAGCGGGACGGGGGGCCGCUGGGGUACAUCGAGCCUCUGGGUGCAGCGCUGGCCCAGCGGGGGGAGAAGAGGGACAGCCCACGCAUGGUUUUCAGCAACCCCGCUUUUAGCACCACAGACCUGUGACGAAACAGGCCUUUUCUGG